Messenger RNA from Monopterus albus (swamp eel), 1171 nucleotides. It is a transcript of the gene psmg4, whose product is annotated as proteasome (prosome, macropain) assembly chaperone 4. The coding region runs from base 158 to 532 and encodes 124 amino acids. The transcript has 3 exons. The record is from RefSeq and is a predicted model, not a curated record. Gene Ontology annotation, biological process: proteasome assembly. Lineage: Eukaryota; Metazoa; Chordata; Actinopteri; Synbranchiformes; Synbranchidae.
UAUAACGAGCGUCAAAUCGGUUGUGCAGGUUCGACACAUCCCAGCUAUUCAUGAUCGAUUGCUUUGGGCUGCCGGUUUUGUUUCACCAGGAAGUUGCUGUUUGUUUUUACAGCUAACACGAGUGUUUGCUAGUCACAGCUAGUAAGAGUUCAACAAAAUGACGGAAACACAAAACGGAGAGGCGUUUGACGCUAUUUCGGUGCACAAUUUCUCAGAGAAGAUUUUGGAGCAGGUUGUUCAUUUCCACGUGAUGAAGCUGAGCGGCGGGUUUUUCCUCUGGGUCGGUUCGACUCCGGUCCUGUCCAACUUGGCGGUCUCGAUGAGCAGCAAAUAUGACUCUGUGCCGUUAUCUACAUUAGUCAUUGGGGAUCCAUCCAAUACUGCUCCAAAUUCUUUGGCACAACGACUAGCGAAGAAGACCAAAAAGCAAGUAUUUGUGAGUUACAGUCUUCCGGUGACGGACUCCAACCUUGGUCUGCUGGUAGAGAACAGAAUCAAAAAGGAGCUGGAGCUUCACCCUGAACACUUCUGAACACCUUUAAUCCUUCAAUGAACUUCUUCUGAGGAUGUCCAGGAAGUGGAACAACUAACAAGCAGCAUGUGCUUCUGCUCUUUGGAUUUGUAUGCUCCUUCACAGACACUGUAGUCCAACACAGUAACCACAAACAGGCACAUCAAGUUUUCUUUUAUUGACAUAAUAAAUUAAGUGGUUUAUUAUCAAAACAUGUAGGCCUAUGGCUUUUUGUACAAAUGCAUCAUAUUAAAAAAUACAACUUAGAAAACAGCAUUAGUGGUUGAGUUCUUUUUUCUUCUUCUUCUAGUGUUUAACUGUUGAAAAUGUACAAACUACCAAACCACGCAGGGUUCAAAGUAUACGCUGUGUACUAAAUGUGGAAAGUUGAGGAUGUUUGAAUCUGUGUGCUCAAGUCUGUUUGGACAAAAGUGGUUUAUGGGAUGGUUUUCUAUUCAGCGUUAUUAUGUAACAGUAAAGUUGGUGGUCCAUGCAUCAUGAAUGAAUGGCACAUGUAUAGAGACCUUACCUUUUUAUGCAGUCCUGUAUAAAAUGUACACUAAUCACAACUAUGGCAGGUCUGUGCAGACUGUGCUGCUCUAUUCUAAUCUUCACAAAGGGUUAUGUUAAAAAACUGUAAACUAUUGUGCUUUCUGUCUA